GGGUUUAGAAACUCUGUGGUACUAUGCCGGAAUGUGAAAACAUACCUCAAUCCAGGGAUGGAAUAUGUCGUUCUACUCAUACCGAAUCGAGAAUAUUUAAAUACUACUUGUUUUUAAUUAAACUGACGUUUUCACCAGCAUGCUAGGCUAGCUAAUGCAAUAGCAGCCCAUUGAAAGUGCAACGCCUAGAGUUGGCGUGAGUAGCUACCGGAAGUGUUAUUGAAUCCAAUGGGUUGCUUUAGCAUUAGCUUGCUGACGAAAAUGGCAGUUUAAUAAAAUAAUGAACAGUAUUUCAAUCUUCUUGAUUCACCUUUCAUCAUUUCGUGAUGAUUAGAAGUACAACGAUAUAUUCCAUCCCUGGAUUGAGGUAUACUGUGACGGGCUCUGGCUGUCCACAUUCUGACAUAGUACCGUUCCGACUCAAGGGAGAGAAAUGAUAGAGAGUAGGAUCCUUUUUGCGCUUCUCCAAAAGUACAAGAACAUGAACCAUAUUUCAUACCUUUGUCAUUAGCCAACUCUGAUGUGAGCUUCCUAAGAAUCCACCUGUCUGGGAAUAACAGCCGUAUAGAGCUCCUGCAGGGCCCUCGGGACAACAUAGUAUAUGCUACAGACCACAUAAACCUGUUCCAGACAAACUUCAACAGUUCUAAGCCCUCUAGAAUGCUAAGUCCUGUGUUUCGAGAGGAAUGUAGAAGUAAUGAUUUCACAUCACCAGACUGUCACUAUAACAUCACUGUUUUACACAAGACUAACGAUCCAAACCAACUGUUCCUGUGUGGAACCAAUGGACAACAACACACUUUGUGCUGUUACAUGAACCCAUCAGACGACCCGUUUAACUGCACUCGAUCCAAGGCCAUCCAAAACAUUCAACAACACAUAAAUGAAACAGAGCCAUCACUCCUCAUUGGUUCUUCUGGGGUAGAGGAGUUCUACACCACUCACUCAGGCACAGAGGGUUCCGUGGGGAUCAACAGGUUCGGGAAGAACAGACUAUGGACAGACAACAGUGGAACAGAACAGAGAUAUGUAAGUUUGAUGGCUAGCGGGCAGAGAGAGGAUCGUCUGCAGGACAGACUAUAUGCUUUCUACAUAGAGAAGAACCGACACCCGCGUUUGGACUCUGAUCUCUGGGUUCCCCGGGUUGCUCAAGUCUGCAUGGCCGAUCGUGGAGGACCUAAGGGUUAUCUGCAGUUCAGGUGGACCUCCAAGCUGAGUGCCAGGCUCUUCUGUGGAUACCAAGACAGCAAGCUGUCCUUCACCCAGCUAGUGGACGUGAACACUGUUCUGGAAGAGAGGUGGCAGGAUACCAGGGUCUAUGCACUCUUCAGGAAUGGCUGGGGUAUGAGUGCUGUAUGUGUCUACACCGUAGAAGAUAUUGACCGCAUCUUUAAAACCUCCAACUUCAAGGGACACACGGGGUCCGUCCCAAUCCCACGACCUGGGAAGUGUGUUGAAGACAGUACUAAACUCCCCAUGGAAGUCCUGAAGAUGGUGGACAAGGUUUCAGAGAUGGAGGAGCGUGUCACCAGUAGGCCUCUCCUGGUCACUCACCAGUAUUACCACCACAUCCGCGUGGACAAAGUCCAAGGCAAAGGGAAUGUCCUGUUUCUGUCUCUAGGGAAUGGAGGGAUUCAUAAGGUUCUGGAGAGGGAUGGUCAUGCCUUCAUCAUCGCUGAGUUACGACCUUUUAACUACAGAGCACACAUCCUCAGUAUGAUGUUGCACUCCUCCACGGGGAAGCUGUAUGUGGGCUCCAGCAGAGAGCUGGUUCAGAUUGACCUGGGCAGCUGUGAGCAGUAUGGAGCCCAGUGUGAAGACUGUGUCCUGGCCAGAGACCCUUACUGUGGCUGGGAUGGCCAUCACUGCACCACAGCAACAAAUAAGACAAUUCAGGAUGUGGAGAACGGGAACCAUCAGGUAUGCAGCAACAUAUCCAGAGGAGUUACUGCAAGUAAAGUUUAUGUUCUAAGGUCAUCAGGUGGCGCUGCAGAUGGAAUCAGAGUUUCUCAAUCUUCAAAGUACUUCCUCCAUUGCCCAACCUUGUCCAGCCACGCUGAGUACAGCUGGAGGCACCAUGGCAACACCACAGCAACACCGUGCAUCUCCACAGGGUCAGAGCACCAGUGUCUCCUGCUAAUAGAGAGCAUGGGCCCUGAGCAGCAGGGAACAUACAGCUGUGUGUCUGAGGAGAGGGGCUACCACAGGACUCUGGUGCAGUACCAGUUACAGCUGGACAGUGGGGCCUCAGGCCUGGCCUCUCACCGCCUGCCCUGUCUUGGUCUGGGUCUGGUACUAACACUGGUCCUGACUUUGCUCUGCUAGCAUCCGCUCUAUGGAUUCUCACCCCUGCCCUAUGACCAAGCUGACUUGACUUGGACAUCCCUGCACUUGUACUUUUGUCUUCCUUACACCCAUGCUACCUCAAGAAUAGUUCAUGACAGUCAAAGUCCGAGCCAUUUCGCUGAGCCGUUUCCUUUUUUACUUUCACAAUCAAUUGGUAAAAAACAGAACGCUGUAGAAGUUAAAGCUACUGCACUUUUGCGGAGUUAAGGAUUUAUUGGCCUUAUGCAUUUUAUAAUCAUGCUACGUUAUCCAAUAUGGAAGGCAGCAAGCCUUGUAGAGGACACCCAGGUUAACACUCAAAAAUGUCAUAAAAAAUAGACACUACUGCCAGAGUCUUCAGAACAGCCACAUGCCUGCUCAUGGCUUCGAGCAAGAAGUUGACAUGGUAGGGAAAAAAAAAAUAGUUUAAAGUUUGUAAUCUGAAUAUGAGCCUCAUAUUAUCACAUAUAAAUUCUCAAAUGUGUGUUCUGCUGUUGCCUAAAUUUAUUUAAAGUUAUAUUAUGAUAUUUUUAUGUUUGUUUUACUUCUACAUUGUCUUGAAAAUGAUAUGAAAUUCGGGUCUUGAAAGCCCCACAGCUGA
Molecule: messenger RNA, 2926 nt
Organism: Oncorhynchus mykiss (rainbow trout)
Lineage: Eukaryota; Metazoa; Chordata; Actinopteri; Salmoniformes; Salmonidae
Source: RefSeq, a predicted model, not a curated record